This is a messenger RNA of Frankliniella occidentalis (western flower thrips), 1945 nucleotides long. RefSeq lists its product as uncharacterized. Bases 54 to 827 code for a protein of 257 amino acids. The record is from RefSeq and is a predicted model, not a curated record. Gene Ontology annotation, biological process: GPI anchor biosynthetic process. The transcript is spliced from 5 exons. Gene Ontology annotation, cellular component: endoplasmic reticulum membrane. NCBI's taxonomy places the organism in Eukaryota, Metazoa, Arthropoda, Insecta, Thysanoptera, Thripidae.
UUUCAGAAAAAAGGAGUGUUUCUUAAUGACCAGCAGACGAAGAUGCUGUCAAGAUGAUAUUUGUGUCAGGGACCAGGAUACGUUUAGGGCUCUCUCAGUUUACCUUAGUAGUUUUGCUAUUGCCCUUUACAUGUAACGCUGUUGGAAAUCGAGAUGCAUUACAGCAGCAAUCAUCUCGCUGUGGGUUACAUGCAACUAUUGUUCGCCAAGUUGAACGGGAAGGAUUUCAUAGAGACCUCGGAUCUCUUGUUGAGCUUGUAGCACAGAACCCAUUAGAGUGGCAGAAUUGCACAAUAGCUCUUCAAGAGACAAUUCCAAGUGGGCUUUAUGUAAACCAAGAUCAGUUGAUGGAUCUGGAACGACAAGGCACAUUAACAGCAUGUCCCGAGACCUUUGUAGAUGUUGAAGCUGCACAAUGGCAAUCUGAGUCGUUUGGUGUCUUGGUUUACUCAUCCUUGGAAACUGCGCACAACCUUCUUUAUGCUCAUAUUCGUAUGCCCAUUCAUCUACGAUAUCAUGCUCCUACUGAUAAUGGAGGAUAUGCUGGAGUCUACAUUCCGCCACCAAAGCUAUUAAUACGGUGUAGCAAUGAAAUUACUUGUGGGAAUAAAGAAAACUAUUUUACUGGCUCUUGUGAUGGCUGCACAGGAAGCCACUGCUCAUGGCUGCAAAUUCCAUUUGGCACAAACACUCCAAAAGAAGGACUAAGAGUUAUGGUGCCGGUUGGAAACAAGUCCCUUCUACCAAUUGUUAAUGCUUUUACAUUUCUUGUUACUGGUGGCGGGUGUCUGUAUAUAUUAUCCAUUCUUGUGAGCACAUGGAAAUGAUGAUCUCAUAGGAUGUGCAUUUCAAUUGAGCUGAUCUCAUGUGAAUAACAGAACAAAAGUUCAAAUCUGCUCAAUGUGUGUAGCUUGGUAGACUGAUACAUUGUCAUGUAAAUCAUAGUAGUAAUAAGUUAGGUAUCUUAGAAAAUUUGACUGAAUCACUCUGCUUUUGCAGUAAAAUUAAUGCUGAAGGUGUAGAGCUCAAUUACAGAUACAAAAAACACCCCUUGUUUCAUAUCUCCAAACCUGUAACUAUGCUCUAAAUUUGGUGACAAAAAUAAUAUCUGUUAGUUUCUAAAACUAUCUUUUGGUUUAGCUGGCCCUGCCGUGCUGUUAUUGUUUGGUAUAUACAUCACAGUCAUCUCUAGUCUCUAAGAUAGGGAAUGGGGAUCUGGCUGCCAACCUUGAGGCUCUAUGAAUUAGUAAUCACAUUCUUGAAUGUAUGCGAGGGGUGGUAAUAUUUUUUUAUUGCAUAAUUUUUCUUUAAAUUGGGAACCAUUUGCAUUCUGUAUUCAAUUAUAGUGUUUAACACACUGCCAAAAAUUUUUAAAUUUGAACAUUUCUAACAUUUACAUGGCAGCAAUGCGCAGCAAUGAAAAGUUUGCUAUGUUUUGUACUCUGGUCAUAUUUUUUUCACUGACCUUUAAACUCAGCAACAUUUAAAUUUGUGACAAACUGUACAGUUAAACUAAACCAUGGAUAAUCUUGCAUUGUAAAUUCUAGAAAUUGUGAUUUAUUUUAAUAGCAAAUAUUUGUGCUAUAUUGUAAAAGAAGCUGAAGAUUAUCUUUAAAAAUGUAACACAUUCCUCAUGCUCAUGUAUCUAAAUUAACUGAUUACCCUGGGUAAUGGAUUGGCCCUGAAUGUUCAAGAACGCUCAUUGUUCAUUUAAUUUCUUCCAAUUAUUUAACAAUGGCUUUGCUUCUGUGUGAUUAAAUUAUUAGGAAUUUAGGUGUAGAUCCAUCUAGAACUGGAAAUUAAUUUGGCAGGAUUUGUCACAUCUCGUAAAAAGAAAACCGAGUCUAGACAUUUCUCUAAAGUAUAAACUUAUACCUGUGAUUGAACUGAUUUUUGUUUUUAUUGUUGUUUUUAAAUAUAAGUAUCCAAAGAUGGUUGAAAAUAA